AGACACACAUUUAAAUGAGCCAAGCCGAUGUCGGAGCAACAACUGAGCACAGUUCAUUCGUUGGAACACUGACAGGAUGUGCUCAACGGGAGCUCUUUUUGACGUUCCUCAUCACAAUGUUGGGACUUUUUAUACGGAAUCUAACGUUGCCGUGGAUUUUCUUAGGACGACGAUAUGAUACCGGAAGAUUCACCUACUGGCUAAAAUUCGUUGCCGACGUCAUAUUCCUCUGCGUUCCAUCCCUUCUCGCAAUGACAGUGCUCAACGAGCACCUCAUCCUCCUCUCCACCAUAAUGAUCAUCAUCUCUGCAGUUUUGCUCAUUUUUGUGCUCUUCGAAGCCGCCGAGCAACACCACAACCACCAUCAGCUCUCCGUGAUUCUUCGACAAUCGUGGAGUCGAUUCGUCGAAGAACAGCAUAAACCCACGCAAUUUGUCACCUAUUUCCGGUCCCUUACCAUGAUUUUGGUCACUCUCGCCAUUUUGGCUGUGGAUUUUCCGAUUUUUCCGAGAAAAUACGCAAAAACCGAGAAAUUCGGACAUUCGAUGAUGGAUGUCGGAGUGGCGGCUUUCCUGUUUCAGGCGGCGCUAGGCAGCCGAAUGGCAAAGUCGCCGAGCUCCGGACGACAACUUUCACACCAUUCCCCCCGCCCGUGGUACCUCAGCUCCACAUUUCUUCUAUUUGCUCUCGGAGCCGGCCGUGCUGUGCUCCUCGAAGUGAUUGGCUAUCCGCAACACGUCACCGAAUAUGGCGUUCAUUGGAACUUUUUCUUCACGAUGGCCGCUAUCAGGAUCCUGUCCUCCUCAAUUCUGCCACGCUGCUACCCUCUCGUUCUCUCUGUGAUCUUUGGAAUUUGCCAUCAAACAAUGCUCAAAUCCACGGGGCUCCAGGCAUGGAUCCUUGACGAGUCGGCGAAUCGCCGCGAGAAUCUGAUCACCGCCAACGCGGAGGGUCUGACGUCACUCAUGGGAUAUUUGACGAUAUUCUACGCGAGUUUGGCCAUCGGAGAGUUUAUGGCGAAGACUAGCAUCCGCAUCAAAUCGUGGAUCCGCCGAUGCUUCCAGCUCUUCGCACUCUCGCUGAUCCUAUUUUUUAUUCAAAUUGCCGCCGAAAAAUGCGUUGACCCACCGUGUCGACGUGUGGUUAAUGCCACGUAUAUCUUUUCACAGUUAACCCUCAUGACCUUCGCCACCGGAGUCUGCCUAUCAAUCCAAAUGUUCAAUACAGUCGCCUGGUGUUCCAGUUUCCCGCAGUUCUCAAAUGGCGAAGAUCCGUAUUCCGUGGUGUCUCCGUGUCUUUCUGAUUCUAUAAAUCGCCACUCACUGCUCUUUUUCCUCGUCUCAAAUGUGCUCACAGGCCUUGUCAACCUCUCGGUUGAUGCUCAUCGCCAGCCUCCGCACAUUGCCUUCCCCAUUCUCUUGGCAUAUGUCACUGUGUGCACCGGUCUCAUGCACUUUUUAGAAUACCGGAAAAUUAAAUUUGCGACGAGACCCCACGCCGAGUAGAAUUUCUGAAAUUUUAGAGAAUUUUUUUGCUUUUUCGCCGAAAAAAUGAUGGAAAAUGCAUAAUUUGUACCAUUUUUUUUGUUGAAAUAUUGCAAAUUUUGUUGAUGGCCGAGUUUUCAAAUUGACGGCCAUGUGAAAUUUAAAUUUUGCCUAAAAUGUUUUACGUGGCCGCCGAAAUGAAAACUCGGCCACCAAUAAAUUUUUGGUGGCCGAGUUUUUUCUCUCCGCAAAAAAAAGCUAAUUUCUGUUGGUGGCCGAGUUUUCUCAUCGGUGGCCAUGUAAAAGUCAAGUUUUUGCCAAAAAAAAUUAGCAGAAAAUCGAGAUUUUCACGAAUUUUUUACGUGGCCGCCAAAGAGAAAACUCGGCCACCAAUAAAUUUUUUGAUGGCCGAGUUUUUUCUCGGCCUCCAAAUUGAAUUUUCACAAUUUUUGCAGUCGAUUUUUCGCAAAAAAAAGCUAAUUUCUGUUGGUGGCCGAGUUUUCUCACCGGUGGCCAUGUAAAAGUCAAAUUUUUGCCAAAAAAAAUUAGAAGAAAAUCGAGAUUUUCACGAAUUUUUUACGUGGCCGCCAAAGAGAAAACUCGGCCACCAAUAAAUUUUUGGUGGCCGAGUUUUUUCUCGGCCUCCAAAUUGAAUUUUCACAAUUUUUGCCAUCGAUUUUCCGAAAAAAAAAAGCUAAUUUUUGUUGGUGACCGAGUUUUCUCAUUCGCGGGGGGCACGAAAAUAUCGAAAUUUUUGAUAAAAAAUCGACUCGUGUGGCUGCCAAAAAGAAAAAUCGGCCAUCAAAACAUUUUUGGUGGCCGAGUUUUUUCGUUUGCGGCCAUGUUUUUUAUUUUUAAGAAUUUUUGGGAAAAUCUUUGUUUUUUCCGUGGCCGUGCCAAACAAAAACUCGGCCACCAAACAAUUUUUGGCGGCCGCGGCCUUUUUUUUUUGUGAAAAUUUUCAAAAAAGCGAUUUUUUAAAGAAAAAUUUCCCAUGGCCGUGAAAGAGAAACCUCGGCCACCAAAAAAAAGUUUUGGUGGCCGAGUUUUUUUUUUGGCGGCCAUCAAAAAAAAAUCGCAAAAAAAGUUUUCCAGUUUUUUUUUCUCUCACUUUUUUUCUGCAAAAAGCUCGAUGUCCAUUUUGUGGGCGUGGCCUAAUACGCCCCGCCCCUUUCUUUAUUUCCCCCCAAAAUACGCACAUUUCUAAUGCAUUUUAAAUUUUUUUCUCGAAUUUUUAAUUUUUUUUCACAUUCAUAAUAUUCAGAUUUCUACCUCUCUUUUUCUGUAUUUUUUGCAUUUUUUCUGCCACGUGGCCUAGUUUUCCCCAUUUCCUCGGCCACCAAAUCUUUCACUGUCUCUUGUCCCCCCCCCCUGAUUUCUAGUUUUUUUUUUCACUCAUUGUCUGUAAUUUUUUGAUCGUUUUUUUUCUGGAUCUCCCGAACUUGUAAACUCUUAUUUAUUUGUUUUUUCGGCUCUCACAACGAAAUUUUUCGAAUAAAUUUUAUUGGAUAGA
Messenger RNA from Caenorhabditis elegans, 2997 nucleotides. It is a transcript of the gene pigw-1, whose product is annotated as Phosphatidylinositol-glycan biosynthesis class W protein. The record is from RefSeq and is marked reviewed. Gene Ontology annotation, molecular function: acyltransferase activity. NCBI's taxonomy places the organism in Eukaryota, Metazoa, Nematoda, Chromadorea, Rhabditida, Rhabditidae. Gene Ontology annotation, biological process: GPI anchor biosynthetic process; GPI anchor metabolic process. Gene Ontology annotation, cellular component: endoplasmic reticulum membrane; membrane. The transcript is spliced from 6 exons. The coding region runs from base 15 to 1505 and encodes 496 amino acids.